This is a messenger RNA of Tauraco erythrolophus (red-crested turaco), 1481 nucleotides long. Lineage: Eukaryota; Metazoa; Chordata; Aves; Musophagiformes; Musophagidae. The record is from RefSeq and is a predicted model, not a curated record.
GGGAAUAAAAUCAGCAGUGUUGAUAUUACAAAAUGACAAAACAUCCUCCGAAUAGAAGAGGGAUCAACUUUGAGGUGGGAGCCCAGUUGGAAGCCCGUGACAGAUUAAAAAACUGGUAUCCAGCUCACAUUGAAGAAAUUGAUUAUGAAGAAGGAAAAGUACUUAUCCAUUUCAAACGCUGGAACCAUAGAUAUGAUGAAUGGUUCUGUUGGGACAGUCCUUAUUUGCGUCCCUUAGAGAAGAUCCAGUUAAGAAAAGAAGGAUUGCAUGAGGAAGAAGGUUGUGUGGGAUUUCAUAUAAAUGAUCAGGUAUUGGCAUGCUGGUCUGACUGUCGCUUCUAUCCAGCCAAAGUUACUUCUGUUAACAAAGAUGGUACAUACACUGUUAAGUUUUAUGAUGGUGUAGUUCAGACUGUCAAAAACAUUCAUGUCAAAGCUUUCUCCAAAGAUCAGAAUAUUGUGGGUAAUGCUAAGCCUAAGGAAAGAGGUAAUGAAAUUCCGUCAUCUCCUGAAAAGCGGGAAAAAUUUAAAGAACAGAGGAAAGCAACAGGUAAUGCAAAGAAAGACAAGGAUGAAAAGACAUUAAAGACUGAUAAAAGAAUUAAGCAACCUGAUAAAGAAGGAAAAUUGAUAGUCAUCUCGGAAAAAGGCAAGGUCUCAGAAAAGAAUAUAUCUAAGAAUGGAAAAGAAGAUAAAGAGAAUAUAUCAGAGAAUGAUAUGGAAUAUUCAGUAGAUACACAAAUUGAGAAGAAGCCUGAGAAUGACAAUGUAAAGAGUCCACAGGAAAACGCGAAAGAAACUAAGCGAAAACGUGGAAGACCCCCGAUAACACCUCCGACAGAGCCAAGUUCUCAGACACUGCAGCCCAUAACUUUGGAGUUAAGACAUCGGAAAAUACCUAAAGGAGGUGAAGUUCCAUCAAAGCGUCCCAGGAUUGAAAAAAACUUGUCUCAGGGAAAAUUGAAGAACUCUUCAGAUAACCCUGAAAGAGACCAGAUCAGGAGACGAUCUUCAAGACUCUCAUCCAGUAUUAGCCAUGAGAUUUUAAAUACAGACCAUGUCACAGCUUCAACGGAAAUUCAGCCUUUGAAAGAUGCAGGAUCUAACCAAAAGGAAUCUGAGAGGGUCCAGUUAGAAAUUCCUGUUGAAUCUGACCAAAGUUUCAGUGAACAAGGAUCUCCUGGAAACACAUCACAUAGCACAGCACUCAGUACGGAUGCCAGUCUACAGGAAGAAAAAGUUGAAGACGCUGAGUCUUCCUCUGUUACUGUCAGAACUCCAGAACCUUCUGCCGCUACAGGUUCAAAUUUUGAUUUUAUAUUUUAUAUCAAUGCAUUUCGAAAGGCAGCUGACACCAGAUGUUUCAUGCUUGUACGAGUGUCACUAACAAAAAUUGUGUCUUCUUGCAAAGAUAACCAUGGGGGAAAACACUUAUUUCUCUUCCUUAUGGACUCGGUUUUGAUCUUAUGCUUUGGAGAUUGA